Molecule: messenger RNA, 795 nt
Organism: Durusdinium trenchii
Lineage: Eukaryota; Dinophyceae; Suessiales; Symbiodiniaceae
Source: the annotation of a GenBank genome assembly
UGAUGUUUCUUGAACGAGCGUGGAGAGAAAGAGAGAGAGAGAGAAAGGUGUAGCAGUCUGACAUGUGCCAUGUGGCGGCUCUUAAAGUCACCUCCUUCAGUGAUGCGAGAGCCAACUAUUUUAGCCUCUGCUUUGCAAGCAGCGCCUUCACCUUCUUUGCCUUGGUCCGCCCAGCAUGCUGAGGCAACUGCCUUGAAGCAUCGGCUUGAUGUCUUGGCGCGAAACCUCGACAGCUGCGAAGGUGAACUUGUGGAUCACGCUUGGGUCCAACGCUUCGUGGCUGCCCAUACCCGCUUGGUAGAACUUGGUUGCCGUUUGGAGGGUGGCUUCGUCGACGUAGAUGCAGAGGUACAACGCCUACAGCAAGUGCUGGCACAUUCGCGAGUUCUGAGAGCUUUGAAGGGCGAGUCGGAUGAGAUGUCCCUGGAGUCGUCGGGACAAGUGUUUCACUAUGGUGAUGGGGAGGCUGCUCAGGGUGAGGACUUGGAGAGCACUUAUGAAGCUUUUGAGCGCUUCACUGAGCAGGAGGCGCAUCAUGCUGCGAGCUCUCUUUGCAAUGAUUGGUGUGCACCACGUAUCAGAUCAUUUUGUAACAUAGCUACAGCUACGGCAUCAUUGUAUAUAACAGUGCUAAAUAAAGAUAGGCCAGGACAUGUUCAAAGCAAUUUGUGACUGUAAACCCGCAUGUUGACACUGGGUUGGACCUCACCUACCCUAGGCAUAUCGUUGGCGUUUGAUUCAUUUGACAGUAAUGAUUUGUUUAUUUAUUUAUACUCCAUACUAUACCUCUACUAU